Messenger RNA from Cryptomeria japonica (Japanese cedar), 1814 nucleotides. RefSeq lists its product as uncharacterized. The coding region runs from base 189 to 1139 and encodes 316 amino acids. The transcript has 3 exons. NCBI's taxonomy places the organism in Eukaryota, Viridiplantae, Streptophyta, Pinopsida, Cupressales, Cupressaceae. The record is from RefSeq and is a predicted model, not a curated record.
ACUAAAUCCAAUGUGAUAGAGAUAAUAGCAACAAAAAGAUAGAACAGCGGAUGCCACAUUGAAAUGAGUGCGAAUUCCCCUUGAAAUGCUGAAGCUCAGCUCUGCAAAAUGUAGUUACUAGUCUCAAAUCUGAAGGUGGAAACCAUGAAUUUUAACUUUUGCGACAAAAUAUUUCUGUAGUUGAAACAAUGAGGUUGGAAUCGAAUCCUCUCCAUAAUGGCAAAAGGGCUCGCGAUGCCCAGGACGAUGAAUACCUCGACAACUACCAUGCCCACAAGAGAUACCUCACCGAGGUUAUGGCAUCGAGCUUAAAUGGGUUAACAGUGGGAGAUUCUCUUUCGGAAAGCCCGAGGAUGUCUCCGUCGAGAUUGGAUCCGAUGGAGUCUCCUGCACGGACAGAAGUUGUAAAUUUCUUGAGGGAGGAGCUUGUUGCUCAGGAUUCUCCUAUGUCAGAAGAUAGUGAUGAUUGUGUCAAUUAUCGUAUGGUACGAUAUAAUGAGUCUCCCCAGCAUAUUUCUCUUACUCCAUCAGAUCAAGUUAUUGGAUGUCCUACAAGCCCUGUUUCACCACAAAGGAAUCAAAAGAUCGUUAACAAUGUUGGAAGCCAGUUUGGAUGCUCCUCUUUUACAUCAUCUGUAGGAACUGGUACGUCUUCGUUGGCAUGUGUGGCUUCAUUUCCAUUACAGUGCGCUCAGACAAGGCAGCGAAACUCAGAUUCUGAGAGUCGAUUUCCACCAUCCCCAAGUGAUCCUUGCCAGUCUGCAGAUCUGCGGAGGGCUGCUCUUCUACGGUCUUUACAAAUGCGAUCACAACCACCAGCUAUGCCUUCAUUUGAAUUGUCUGUAGAUAAUAUUUCAGAACAAGGCAUCCAUCAUAUUGAAGAGUCUGAAUAUCCCUUUGGCUCUUCUGCCCAUGGAAACUUGUCUGCGCAAACAAUCAGAGGUUCAGGCCGAGUUCGAAGUUUGCUUCUUGACGAGUGCACACUAAAUCCUCCAGUUUCCAUGUCUGGCUUAUCAACUCCCUCUCAGCAGGAUGGAAAUAUUACUCAAAUAUCAUGCACAAAAAAAGCUAACCGCUUCAGUAACAUGAAUUCUAAGACCAAAACUGGUGACGUGGAAUCUAAGGCAAAGGAAGCGUGAUGCUCACCAAAUCUGUCUGAAGUAGCUCUUUCGGCCUCCAGUAGGGAUGCAUUCAGAGUUAUGCCAGAAAACAUGUGUGGAACUAAAUUUACUCUAGCUUGCUGAAGCUUUUUAAAUACGGGAAAUACACGAGUUUAUUUACGCAUGGCAUUACCAGAUAACCUUUGGCGAUAAGUUUAAUCCUAUCUGUCCAUUUUAAAGUAAGCAUAUAAUUCAUGGAUGUUUUCUGGAUUCAAGGGCUAAUUCAUAUCGGCAUAACAGCAUUUGCUGUUAAUGCUAAAGCAGUCUUCACUGUUUCAUUUGGGUUGGAUAUGUUAUAUGAUUCAAGGAUAUUUGCUGGAUUCGAGUGAUAAUUCAUAGCAGCAUAGCAACAUUGCUGUUAAUGCUAAAUCAGUCUGCACUGUUUCAUUUGGGUUGGACAUGCUCAUUGUGGGAGUCAAAGAAUUGAUUAUUUAAUUCUGGUUUUGGCAUGAAACAUAACCAGAGAAGAAUUGUUGUUCAAGGUAUGUUGUCAUGUGCCCAGUACUAAUAGUUGUCACCAAUCGUCCACCCCCCUCAAUCCUUGAAUUGCACUUGUUACAUUUUUCAAAUUGAGGGGCGCACAGUCUAUCUAUCUGAUGUUAAACUUUCUGGAUUGUAUUUGGACUGUAAUGCAAUUCUUUAAAUUUCAUUUUA